UAGACAUUUUAAAUAGCCAUUUCAUUCCAUUUUGUUUUUAUCACUCUUUGAAAAUUGUGAAGGAAGCAAGUUGAGCAUCAACUAAGAAAUAGUAGACAAUGAGUUACCAGACAGUAGUACAAAAUUCCAUCAUUGCAAGCUUCCUUGUUUUAUUAGGAAUUUUUUGCUUAGCUCCGGGUUUGACAUUUGUGGAAGGAACCAAUCAGGCAAAUGAACAAAGAUGGCAUCAGACAGUAACGCCAACACAGACUCAAGAAUGCCAACGGUUAUGCGUUACUGCUACUCAGACGCAAGUACAAAGCUGCAUCUAUACAAGCACACAAGUUCCUUAUGUUUCGCAAUGCGUCACCGCUGUUCCCACUACUUGCUAUAAAUAUGUGACUAAAUAUAAGCAAGUAUGUUGCAACCAAGAAUAUGAACAGCAAUAUGGUGAGCAAGAGCAAGAAUGUACGGAGUACUGCCAAUUAUCAUACCAACAAUCUGUCAGCUAUCCUUGUCAAAGUCAGGUAUCCUAUCCAUGCCAGGAGUAUCGUCUGAUGCAAGUUCAACAGUGCUGCCAGAUUCCUAAAGUACAAUGCGUGCAACAUACCCAAGUCUGCAUACAGAAGCAACAGGUACAACAACAACAACAACAACAACAACAACAGCAGCAGCAGGAGGAGGAGGAAUAUUUACCUUACUACCAAUACUACAGUUACUAAAUCCAAAAAUAUUCUUUGUCAAUGUGCCAAAGAGCACAAGAGAAUUUGAAAUAAAGUUGACCAUCACUCAAUCUUGUCCUUGAUUACUUUUCUAUGCAAGUCUCUACAAGAGUUGAAAAUUCCUCGUUCUAUCAAUAGUGGCGCAUAUUAAAAAUGCGAUCGAAUUGUAGUUAUGUACAAUCUGUUAAGUUUUCAUUAUUACCCAUUAGUUUUUAUUCUACAUAGAAAGAAGACAUUAUUAUUUUUUACUACUAACCACAAGAAAUUCGAUAGAUAUGCAACAAUGUCAACAAGCAAAAGCCAGGAUCCCCCUUCCAGUGUCGCUAUAACUUGAAGCCUUUAAAAGUCACGACUAUGGCUUUUAAGUGGCUUUCGGGAGUCACAACCUCCUAGGUUCUGGCGGGCAGUUCACUAUUAUUAUAACGAAAUUUUAAAGUCCAUGAAGGAUGGCAGUUCUAUACAGUAGUAGUUCGCCAAGUCGCACAAAAUUACAGCAAAACAAGUUUGAAAAUACUGCUUGGAAAAUAACUAGCAAUCAGCGUGAUGCGAUAAAAACUGUCAAUUUCAUUCGAUAAAUACUCCUGGGCUCCAGAAGCUGAGUCCUGGUCUGUGGUCACUUUAAGUCUUAACAAGCUUGAUUGAACUGCCUUCAUAAUGGCCUAACAUUAUGUCGGAAACUAUCAAAAUAGAAUAUUGCAAC
Molecule: messenger RNA, 1401 nt
Organism: Galdieria sulphuraria
Lineage: Eukaryota; Rhodophyta; Bangiophyceae; Galdieriales; Galdieriaceae
Exons: 4
Coding region: 99-701 (200 amino acids)
Source: RefSeq, a predicted model, not a curated record